This is a messenger RNA of Tachyglossus aculeatus (Australian echidna), 1083 nucleotides long. It is a transcript of the gene SPATA4, whose product is annotated as spermatogenesis associated 4. Gene Ontology annotation, cellular component: axoneme. Gene Ontology annotation, biological process: regulation of cytoskeleton organization; negative regulation of execution phase of apoptosis. The transcript is spliced from 6 exons. Lineage: Eukaryota; Metazoa; Chordata; Mammalia; Monotremata; Tachyglossidae. The record is from RefSeq and is a predicted model, not a curated record. Gene Ontology annotation, molecular function: microtubule binding. The coding region runs from base 1 to 1011 and encodes 336 amino acids.
AUGGAGACCAAGGAUGCCGCCGGGCUCCCGUCCCCGCCUUCCUCCGCUCCUCGUCCUCCUCCGGCUCGUCCCCCUCCUCCUCCUCCGGGGUCCGGGGGCGGGUCCGGGAAGCCCCCCGCUGCGGGGGGCGCGGGCCCCCGGAGGUACCCGCGGGGGCCCCGGAGGAGCCCCCUGGCCCGGCCCGUGCUGCGCUGGCUGCAGGGCCUCCAGCUCAGCUUCUGCCCGAGGCACGUGCACAGGGACUUUUCCAAUGGCUUUCUGAUCGCGGAAAUAUUAAAUUUCUAUUACCCGGAAGACCUCAGGAUGAGUGGCUUUGAAAACGGGACCUCUUUACAGAUCAAACUGUCCAACUGGGCCCAGCUGGAGAAGUUUUUGGCAAGAAAACGCCUGAAACUCUCCAAAGAGCUCAUCGACGGGACCCUCCACUGUAAACCGGGAGCGUCGGAAAUCCUGAUCCAGGACGUCUACACCCUGCUCACCAGCAAGAGAAUCAAAACUCUGCAGGAAGACGAAGCGGACUUCACGGACCGGGCUUACCAGAUGACGUUACCGCCAGUGGCCCAGGCUACAGCCUCAAAAGCCAUCAAGAACAACAUUAAAUGGACCGAACUGCUAACCAAUCCUAGCAUGAGUGUCAUCGCUCAGAAAACCAACGCCAUUCUUAGUAUGCACAUGCUCCACAGGCAAUUGGACAGAGAGCAGAAUCCAAAGCGAUACGACAUGAAGCCUACCUUGGGAGAACUGGCCGUCCGUCACGCCCCCGCGCAGUCCGAGACGUACAUCGACAAAGACGUCAACGUCCCCAGGAAAAAAUGUGCUCCGGCACCAAGCCUCCCGGGAGUCAAAGGCGAAGUGAAGUGCACAGAAAUUAAAGUGAAGCAAGCAAAGAGAUUUCCGAACCAACAGUUCCCCUGUUUUCCGACCGGAAGUCUGGAAAAGUGGCCCCCGCAGGGAAGCCGAGGAAAAACGUGGGGGGACUUCACGGAAGACGGAGAAAGUUUCUUUCCAUAAUUUGACCUUAUCGAAGAGAUGCCAAACAGCCUGGUUUGACUCUGUGGAAGCGUUGGUGGAAAAUAAAGCAUA